AUGACAAGUGUUCAAGAACAUCCAGAUCAGGCAAUUACAUUGAAUCCAGACUGUCCCAGCUUAUACUCCGCUCAUGGAGGAUCUUGUAACCCUGGCUAUACCCCAUUUCUCCCUUCGUAUGUUUCUUGGGAGUUCCAUGAUCCGUCCAGUCAGCCGGACCAGCCUACACUUGACCCCACAUCAAACGAACUCGACUUCAGUAAUCGUGCUGCUCAAACAGAUGAUCAGGACAUCGGAUCUCUUCUGUUGGCCUGGUUGCAGAACGAAAACCACAGUGGACAACAAUGUCUGGAUACAUCGCAACCUCCAUCCUCGGUCCCCGAGUCAAACGAGGCGAGCAUUCAUGGCAGGAGAAGCGAGCGCAGGUCGGGGGGCAAGAACAAAGGAAAUCCAAGUGCCGCUCACUGCAAUCUGAACAGUCUCGCGAGAUAUAGAGUUCUGGACCACAUCACUAAAUGGCCUGCAACUGAAGCCGAGACGGUCAAAAACAGUCUAGCAGAAUUGAAGACGAAGGCUGGUCGGGCCGAGGUCCGCGGGAAGACUCUCUGGUACUAUCAGAAAUGGGCAGCAAAGCAAGCCAACAUUGUGGAUGAGGAGAUCAAGCUCUGUUCCUGGUGUCUUAAAGCCUAUGGCAUGCUUCUGCCUGCCAGAGAAAUGGAUGGUGUCCUCAAUGCCCGUCGAUGCGAAAAGGUUUCGUAUGAAAGGAGAUUAGAAAACAACCGAAGGGAUCCAAAAGAAAGGCUUGACAUCGGAUAUAAACUGUGGUAUCCUCUGCAUUUGCCUGUACUCUAG
Molecule: messenger RNA, 792 nt
Organism: Filobasidium floriforme
Lineage: Eukaryota; Fungi; Basidiomycota; Tremellomycetes; Filobasidiales; Filobasidiaceae
Exons: 2
Coding region: 1-792 (263 amino acids)
Source: RefSeq, a predicted model, not a curated record